AUGGAUUUGGAUCUGUGGAUCUCUAAGGUCAAGGGGUGCCAACACCUCACCGAGCACGAGCUCCAGUCCCUCUACGAAUACGUGAAAGAGCUCCUCAUCGAGGAGUCCAACGUGCAGCCAGUAAACAGCCAUGUGACAGUGUGCGAAGACAUCCACAGGCAGUUCCAUGACCUGAUGAAGCUCUUUACGACCGGGGGACAUGUCCCCGAGACGAAUUAUAUUUUCGUGGGUGAUUUUGUGGACCGUGGCUUCAACGGCCUAGAGGUUUUCACAAUACUUUUGCUACUAAAAGUGAGGUAUUUAGUUAGCUUUCUGCUUGGGAUAUAUGCAGCGAUAUCAGUAACAGUUUGA
This is a messenger RNA of Phragmites australis (common reed), 351 nucleotides long. RefSeq names its product phytochrome-associated serine/threonine-protein phosphatase-like. Gene Ontology annotation, cellular component: cytoplasm. Bases 1 to 351 code for a protein of 116 amino acids. The transcript has 4 exons. Gene Ontology annotation, biological process: peptidyl-serine dephosphorylation. Lineage: Eukaryota; Viridiplantae; Streptophyta; Magnoliopsida; Poales; Poaceae. Gene Ontology annotation, molecular function: protein serine/threonine phosphatase activity. The record is from RefSeq and is a predicted model, not a curated record.